AUGGCCACACCUCACCCAACACUGAGGGACAGGCAAGUCGCGUCCAUCGAGAAAAUCCUGAACCUCAAUCAGGCUCCCGCCCAGAGCUCCGACAUACACCAUGAUCCCAACGCUGACGGCCUUAUCCCGACAUCCGCGCCCAUACUGAACUCCGGCGAGCCAAUAUGGAAGGUGUUGGUAUUUGACAAUCUGGGAAGAGACGUGAUAAGCAGCGUGCUACGCGUAAAGGACCUGAGGGGGUGGGGCGUUACAAUCCACCUGAGCAUAAAUAGCACGCGGCAGCCCUUGCCCGACGUCCCGGUCGUAUAUCUGGUGGAGCCUACAGCCGCAAACCUGCAGAUCAUCACCUCUGAUCUUGCCCGAAAUCUAUACUCUCCCGCUUACAUCAAUUUCCUGUCCUCAAUACCGCGGCCUUUGCUCGAGGAUUUCGCAGCUCAGACAGCUGCAAGUGAGACUGCAGAGCACAUCGAAAGAAUCUACGAUCAGUAUCUGAACUUCAUCGUAACCGAGCCUGACCUGUUUAGCUUGGGAAUGGGAAAGGACACCUUCUGGACACUGAACAGCGCGCAAGCCAAGGAUGAGGAUCUUGACGCUAUCAUUGACCGGAUAGUGAGCGGUCUGUUCAGCGUGGCGGUCACCAUGGGAUCUAUACCCAUCAUCCGCUGUCCGAAAGGCGGUGCUGCGGAGAUGAUUGCGGCGAAACUUGACAGAAAACUCCGCGAUCACGUACUGAACUCCAAGGACAACAACCUGUUCUCAGGGGGCAGUCAGAAGUCUCCGACAGCAAUCGGCAUUUCUUCGUCGUCAAGGCCGGUUCUUGUCAUUGUUGACCGAACUGUUGAUCUCGUGCCAAUGCUUUCGCACUCGUGGACUUACCAGUCGCUGGUUCAUGAUGUGUUGAAGAUGCACCUAAACCGAAUCACGGUGGAAAUGCCUGCUGAUGAAAGCAACCCUGGCAAGGGCGUGAUAAAGCGGUCUUAUGAUCUUAAUGCAAGCGACUUCUUCUGGACUCGCAAUGCGGGAGUACCCUUUCCACAGGUCGCCGAGGACAUAGAUGCCGAGUUGACCCGGUAUAAGGAAGACGCCAAUGCGAUCACAAGGAAGACGGGUGUCUCUUCCCUUGAAGACCUACAGAACGAUACACCGGCAUCAGCGCAGCAUCUGAAGGCCACCGUAACACUACUCCCUGAGCUACAAGAGCGGAAAGGCAUACUCGAUAUGCACAUGAACAUUGCCACCGCCCUGCUCAAAGGCAUCAAAGACAGACAGUUGGAUAAUUACUACCAGAUCGAAGAGAACAUCACGAAGCAGACUAAAGCCCAGAUGCUGGAACUGAUCAAUGACAAGGAUAAGGGAACGGAGCCACUGGACAAACUCAGACUGUUCAUCAUCUGGUACCUCAGCACAGAUCAGGAAGUACCCAGAACAGAGAUGGACCGCUUCGAGGAAGCCCUGCGUGAGGCUGGUGCAAACACAGAAUCAUUGGCUUAUGUGAAGACCGUGCGCCAGAUUACUCGUAUGACUAUGAUGUCGUCCGCUCCCACCCAGGCCACACAGUCUUCCGCAGGCAAUGAGCUCUUCCGAGGCUUGGGCUCCAUUUCCAACCGCUUGACUGAUCGCUUCAAGGAGGCCGGCCUCGGAGCGAACUUCGAAAACCUCAUAUCCGGCGUCAAGAACUUCCUUCCCGUGAACAAAGACCUGACCCUUACCAAGAUCACGGAGUCCCUGAUGGACCCUGCGAACGCUUCUAGCUCGGCGAUCGCAAAAACGGAGAGCUACCUCUACUUCGACCCUCGGAGCGCAAACGCGCGGGGGACGAUGCCACCCGCCAGCCAGGCGAGGAACCAACAGGGGGUGCCAGGCUCCUUGGGUCGAGGCAUCGAAGCCAGCUUUGGGCAACGGCGGCAGGCGUUUAGCGAGGCUAUUGUUUUCACUGUGGGCGGCGGGAGCAUGGAUGAGUACGGAAACUUGCAGAGUUGGGCAAGGAGGGCGGCAGGAGGCGCUGGCACAGGGCCCAGGCGGAGGGUGGUGUACGGCAGCACGCAUCUGCCUAAUGCCGCGGAGUUUGUGAAUGAGGAGCUGGCGCGGUUGGGUCGGGAAAGCACAUAG
Coniosporium apollinis CBS 100218 is the source of this 2109-nucleotide messenger RNA. RefSeq lists its product as uncharacterized. Gene Ontology annotation, molecular function: syntaxin binding. The record is from RefSeq and is a predicted model, not a curated record. NCBI's taxonomy places the organism in Eukaryota, Fungi, Ascomycota, Dothideomycetes. The transcript has 7 exons. Gene Ontology annotation, biological process: endoplasmic reticulum to Golgi vesicle-mediated transport; intracellular protein transport. Gene Ontology annotation, cellular component: cytosol; Golgi membrane. Bases 1 to 2109 code for a protein of 702 amino acids.